AUGACCUGGCAGCAAAUCUAUGUCGUUGCGACUUGCAGCCCAGGCCCUAGAUACCUGCGAUACUCUGUAAGUUCCAAGUGGCACUUGUAUGCCCGCCUCACGUCAGACAGACAAGAUGAUCCCUAUGACCCACGUUAUGUGUCUCUAUAUUGCCAAAAACGAUUGAACCAAGAACUUGGCUUCGCGGUCCCUCCCGUCGAACCAUCCCUUUCGGGCGGCUGCGAGCGUUGUCUCACUGCCGCUCGAUCUUGUCUUCCUAUCGGAGUCGUCCCUUCAUCCGAACUCAAUGUGACUGAGACUCCUGUGGCCUCCGUAAUCAUCUCAACCUCUAAAGGACGUAGCAAAAAAGCCCUCAUGAAGCCAAAAGCAAGACAAAAUGUGCUAGGCAACUCAAAAACUGUCCGCUCCAUGGCUUGGCGGCUUCAGCUAAGAAGGGUUGAAGUGGUCGGUGAGACGGCCAAUCGAAUUUCCACCCCGCGCAUAGGGCUGAUCGGUUCACUGCGAUUUCAACCCACUCGGAGUGGUCAUGGCCAAGAUGGUUUCUUCUACUUCGAGUAUGAAGAGCAAGAUAUCAUUUCAACUUUCAUUGCACAGCUGGUACCGUUUCUUCGAGCAUUUUUCUUACCGUUCUGCAUCAAGUCAACGCCUUUCCGGCGUCAAGUUCUGAACAUGAACGCGAUUAACAAACUUGUAGAGAAUAUGGGGAUAUAA
Messenger RNA from Colletotrichum lupini, 711 nucleotides. RefSeq lists its product as uncharacterized. The transcript has 8 exons. Bases 1 to 711 code for a protein of 236 amino acids. Lineage: Eukaryota; Fungi; Ascomycota; Sordariomycetes; Glomerellales; Glomerellaceae. The record is from RefSeq and is a predicted model, not a curated record.